Conger conger (European conger) is the source of this 1891-nucleotide messenger RNA. RefSeq lists its product as uncharacterized. The transcript has 7 exons. The record is from RefSeq and is a predicted model, not a curated record. Bases 203 to 733 code for a protein of 176 amino acids. NCBI's taxonomy places the organism in Eukaryota, Metazoa, Chordata, Actinopteri, Anguilliformes, Congridae.
AUCGCAGUGCAUUGUGGGUUUCAAAAUGGCGACUCUGCAGUGAUGUGUAGUUUCAACAUACCGAACAAGUUAUUUUGGUAGAGAACAAUAUUGCUUGCAGGAGAGAAAAUCCUCAAGUUGCAUUUGUGUGUUUUUUAAGUGGAGUGUAUCCUGACAGUUCAGCCAUUUCGCUUCAAACGUAUCAGUGCAUGGUGUUUGGAGAAUGUCGGGCCGAAUCGACUCCAUGGACCGGAGGAGGAGCGAGUCCCGCGGGAGCAGAGAUGAGAGGAGAGCGCGUAGCCCCGUGAAGGAGAAGGAGAAACGGAAGCGGAAGCGCAGCCGAAGCAGGUCGUCUUCGUCAUCUUCCUCAUCCAGUUCUUCAUCAUCUUCCUCAUCCUCCUCCUCUUCAUCACGCUCGUCGGUCAGCCGGUCGAGCUCUAGCAGCAGCGAUUCCCGCCGGAAAUCCAAGUCUAAGAAAGGAAGGAAGGAGAAGCACAGGAAGCAUAAAGGGAAAAAGGACAAGAAGAAGAAAAAGAGGAAAGAGAAAAAACGGAAGGGUGAUGACGAUGAAGAUGAUGAUGAGGAAGAGGGACCUGUGCAGAUCUCCAAGUAUCUGAAGCAGAAGAAGAGGAGUGGGAAGUACAGCAUGAUCUCUGGGAGGAAGAUUAAAAUGAAGGUGAAGAAAUCAAAGGAGGACAAAGAGAGAGAUAAGAACCGGGCUGAACUCCUCAACUUCCUCAACUCUGCCUUGUGACCCGCGGAGAGCGAGAUCUUUCCGGAAUCAUCUGUCUGUCGACCGUGUGAAGGAAUCCUCCCCGAAAGCCAGCUCCCAACCACACCGAUGACAUCAUCAUCUCAGGGAAGGUCCCUGCCUGCCCAGUUGCCCUGAGCUCGCUCGCUCUCUCUCUCUCUCUCUCUCUCUCCUCUCUCCCUGUCCUGUGGGGUUUCUGUGUUUGUUUUUGAAUGGGGGAUGAUCGUAUUGUUGAUUAAUUAUCAUGUUGCUCAAACAUAUAUGUGUAAAAUAGCACACCAUCCUCUACAGCAGCGAUCAUCAAAUCUGGCCCUCAAAUCCAAAUCCGGCCCUGGUUUUUUUUUUCCUCCCAGGUAAUUAGCUGAACAGUUACUGCCACUGAUUGGCCAGACAGUCUUCACACCUGACUCCCAGGUAAAGGGAGGGUGAACACACCUGACUCCCAGGUAAAGGGAGGGUGAACACACUGACUCCCAGGUAAAGGGAGGGUGGACACACCUGACUCCCAGGUAAAGGGAGGGUGAACACACCUGACUCCCAGGUAAAGGGAGGGUGAACACACCUGACUCCCAGGUAAAGGGAGGGUGAACACACCUGACUCCCAGGUAAAGGGAGGGUGAACACACCUGACUCCCAGGUAAAGGGAGGGUGGAAAACCAGCAGUUCCCGGCCCUCGAGGACCGUGAUUUGAUGAUCCCUGCUGUACAGAAUUAAACUGCUGAAAAACACUUAUCAUUUUUCUCUGUGGGAGAAAAUCUCACCUUUUUCUCUGCAGUUGAGUAAGAGUCGGUGUGAAUCCUCUGUAUCUGUUCUGACACGUCCAGGUCUGACUGUUACUGUGGAAACGUCAUGGCAACGGGAAUGUGAUCCUUAUCCCGUCUCAUGGUUCUGUUCAUAGUAGUCGGUUUCUGGAGGAGUUCAUCAAAGCUGCUGUUUGUUUUGUUCACAGCUGGUGCUGUGUACGAGCUCCAAGAAUCACGUGUACCAGCCAAAAGAUACAAUUUAUUGAUUAAUUUUGACACAUUUUCUUUUUUUCAGUCAUGAACUCAGUUUAAGAUAAAAUGCUUGUAUGUGAAAACUGAUGCUUUGUUGAUCACGUGUGUCUUUUCCCAAAUUUGGGAAGCAAAUGAUACCCCCAGUAAUAAAAGCUGGCGCACUCUG